AUGAUUAGAGAUGAAUUUUCAUUAAUAGUAUUAACUGAAUAUAUUAGUACAGAAUAUCCAUUUAAAUCAUACCUUAAAGAUACUGUCAACUUAACACCUCUUUUUAAACAAUCAUUAGAGAUGAAAAGUCGUGCUUUGUUACAAUUUUAUUUAGAAAUUAAAUCACUUCCAGAUGAAGAUUUAACUCCAGUUUUAUCUUCUCUUCUUAAAGAACUUCAUGAUUCACCAACUGAACAAACAUAUUCUUUUACAUCAUUUUUAAUUGAAAGAAUGAUUGGACUUGGACUUCUUUCAGAUAAUAUUGUAUAUGAUUAUGUUAUUGUAUUAUUAAAAUUAUAUCUUUCUUCUUCGAAAUUACUUCCUGGAGUUAUUCAGUCUUUACUUCUUCUUUCAGAAAGUAAAAUGAAACAACAAUUUCUUGAUGUUUUAAAUCAUUAUAGACUAUCUCAACAAUUAACUUUAGACCAACAACAUUUUCUCUCCUUCUUCUUUGAAGGAGAACAAUCAAAUGAAUAUCAAUAUGAUAAUAUUGUUUAUCAUAUAGAUCUUUCUUUUAUUAUCUCUAAAAUUGAGUCAUUAUAUAUUUCUCAAAAAUCAAAUCAUUACGUAUUAAUUAAAGCAGAUAAUCAACUACCAUUAAGUAUUUCUCAAAUGUUAAAUAUCAUUCAAUUUCUUUCAAAUGAACUUCAUUCAAAUCCAUUAAAUUCUCUUCAUUCAUUAAAAAUUGUUUUAUCAAAUCUUCUUAAUUUGACUCAUCCAUUAUCUCCUGACUUUCUUCAUUCUGAUAAACUCAUAUCAAUUCUUUUUGAUAUUAUUCCAAUAUUAUGUUCUUUUCAUCCUGACACAUUUUCUUUGAUUUAUUCAAUUAAAGAAGUUCUUUAUUAUGACCUUAUUCUAUUAGUAAAUCUUUCAUCAAGUUUUCCUUGUCUUCAAAUAAAUGCAAAUCAAUUAUUACUAGAACAUUUUCCAUUAUUAAAAGACAACUUAAUUACAUGUUCAUUAUGUUUCUGUUGUUUUUCUUGCUUUAAUUAUUAUAAUCCAAUCUUUACAGAUGAUACAUUAACUUCAAUAUUAGAAUAUUGUGUUGAAUUAUUCUUUGAAAAUGAUGAAUUUCAAAUAGAUGCUUUUAUAACACAAACUGAAUUUAAUAGAUUCAUUCCAUUAACAUCUAAAAUACUUCCAUUUACUUCUCAAGUUACAACACCAUUCUUACAUUGUAUCGAGCAUUCUUUUAUUUGUUUUUCUUCAUUAAAGAUUUUUCUUAACUUUCUUAAGAAAUGUCAAAUUCUUUAUGAUGAAAUAGCAGAAAGAGGUUCAGUUAAAAGAAGAGACCUUAUUAAUUACAUUAAACAACAUAAUCCUUUACUUUGUCUUGAAAUAAUUAUUGGAUAUUUAGAAUCAUCAUCAAUAAUAAUGGAAAAAUUAUAUAGUAAACGUGAACGACUACAAUAUUGUGGAUUAGUUAAUAACGCAAUUCAAUUAGCAAACAAAAUGAUUGAACUUAUUUCACUUAAAUUUACAAAUAAUACUCAAUUUAUUUCUGAGGUAGAAAGAAUACGAAAUAAAUUACUUAGUGUAACUGAGAAUAAUGAUUUAAUUAAAAAAUUCAUCAAUUCAAAUUACUUUAAAUUAAUUAUUCCUGAAGAAGAACCAAAAAUUGAUUUAAUUGAAAAAAUGAAAGGAGAAUUAAAUAAAAAUGAAAAUAAAUAA
Messenger RNA from Entamoeba nuttalli P19, 1710 nucleotides. RefSeq lists its product as hypothetical. The transcript has a single exon. The coding region runs from base 1 to 1710 and encodes 569 amino acids. Lineage: Eukaryota; Evosea; Mastigamoebida; Endamoebidae. The record is from RefSeq and is a predicted model, not a curated record.